This is a messenger RNA of Paramormyrops kingsleyae, 555 nucleotides long. Its product is annotated as thioredoxin. The record is from RefSeq and is a predicted model, not a curated record. Gene Ontology annotation, molecular function: protein-disulfide reductase activity. Lineage: Eukaryota; Metazoa; Chordata; Actinopteri; Osteoglossiformes; Mormyridae.
GGUAACCCAAACUCGUGUGUGAGGGGGCAGGGCUUCCCGUUCGUGUAUAAAAUGAGUCGCCGGGGUGGAGGGGAUGUAGUGCAGCUGUUGAAGACACACACGUAAGUGACGAGACGUAUUUAAGAAAAGGAAGAUGGUCCGUGAGAUUAACAAUCAGGCUGACUUUGACAAGACGCUCAAGGAUGCCGGGCAGAAACUGGUGGUGAUAGACUUCACUGCCACAUGGUGUGGCCCCUGCAAGGCAAUCGCACCCAUCUUCCAGAAACUCUCUGAUGAUUACCAGAAUGUGGUCUUUCUGAAGGUCGACGUGGAUGAGGCACAGGAUGUGGCCAGCUCCUGCGGAGUAAGCUGCAUGCCGACAUUCCAGUUCUAUAAAAACGGAGUGAAGAUAGGUGAAUUUUCGGGGGCUGACAAAAAUAAGCUGGAGGAGAUGGUGAAGAAACAUAUGUGAAGAGCCUUCGUGAUGGUCAUGACGCAGCCCUCUUUUCUGCACCAAAUUCAUUUGCCUUCAGAACUAUUUGGUCUAAGAUGAGAAUAAACUUUUUUUUAACAGAG